AUGUCGUUGUUCAUGCCCACCGCGUUCACCCCCAUCGAGUCCUCCAUCGGGGGCUUCCUGGUGGGCCUCAGCGCCUUCAUGGCCUACGCGGUGGACGGGAAGAUCACCGGGAUCUCCGGGAUCAUGGGGCCGUUCCUACGGGGCGUGGCCAAGUGCGAGCCCCUCAAGGACGGCCAGCUCUGGAAGGCUCUGUUCCUCUCGGGCCUGGUGCUCGGUGGCCUUGUGGUGUGGGCCUUCAACAAGGACUUCUCCUUCCCCGCGGCGCCCGCCUACCCGUUCUGGCGCUGGAUUCUGGCAGGCGUCCUGGUGGGUGUCGGCACGCGGAUCGGCAAGGGCUGCACCUCCGGCCACGGCAUCUGCGGCAUGCCCCGCUUCUCCCUGCGCUCCUGGAUUGCAGUGCCAGUUUUCAUGGCUGCGGCGGCCAGUGUGGUGGCGAUCACUCGCCACGGGCUCCAGGAGGAGACAAACAACCUCCUGUACCAGCAACAGGUGGCGGAGCUGAUGUGGCCGCCAAGGUGGGAGUUCCCUGUGGGCGCCCUGGUCACAUCCCUGGCACUGCUGGCGCUGGCGACCCUAUUGCCUCACAAGAUCCGGAGGUUCUUGUCCCCUCUCUUCUCCGGGCUGAUCUUCGCUAUGGGCCUCGGCGCCUCAGGCAUGACCUCCCAGAUGAAGGUGAUCAACUUUUUGGACUUCGCUGGCUACUGGGACCCCUCGCUCGCCUUUGUCAUGGGCCUCGGCAUUUGCGCCUCCUUCCCCGCCUUCUUCCUGGCAGAUCGACCAGGCAAAGAGGGCGCCGCGCGGACGCCGCUGGCGGAGAACUGCACCUUCGAGCGCCCCCCGCGCUUCGGGAACUAUUGGCCGCUCAUCGGAGGCGCGGUCUGCUUCGGCGUGGGCUGGGGCCUGCUGGGCCUCUGCCCGGGGCCAGCCCUGGUAGGCUUCCUCCCGUAUGCCUUAAUGGCCGGGAUUGAUGAGCACGUGCCCAACGUGGGCUUUGCGGGCGCCACGCUGUGCAUCCCAAUCGCCUGGCUGGCCACGGACAAGAUCAUUGCGUACAUGGGCCAGUCGACUGUGGUCAAGGUCGACACACCCAAGGAUCCCCAGAAGGCGACGCCUGAGCCGGUGAAGGACCGGUUAUCGCGAGCGACGGCGCCCAAGCGACGGCAUGAGCACGGCCCGACGGGCCGAGGCCAGGUUCGGCUUCCUGAGCCGGUGUUCUUCGCCUCCAACGAGCGCUGCAUAUCUUCGAGCACCUGCUGGGCGCUGCCGACCCGCUCGGCCCAGCGGCCCCAGCGGGUGAUCAUCGCCUUGCGGCGAAAAACCGGCCUCGCGCGGCGCGGGGAAGCGUUCAACAACUACUUCCAGAAGUCCUAUGCCGCCAGCUGUAGCACCUGCAGCUGGAUGGGCCAUUGCCAACCCUUCAAGGCCGUGGACCUGUCCUGCCCCCGGUGCUCUAAGACCUGGCCAGCCGUGCGCGUGGACGUGGCCGGGAAGUCCUGGCUCGAGUUCCUCGCCGCAGCCUUCUUCUGCGAGACCUGUCAGGCGGAGGUGCAAGCGGUACCCUGUCAGACCAUGAGCUUUUGGUGUGGAGAUGUCAAGUGCCGGAAGGAGCAGGAAGGCCCUGCCACGGUGCGCUGCUACAAGUGCCCAUGGGCAGGUGUUGCCAGUCUCUUGAAGCGGCGUUGA
Molecule: messenger RNA, 1683 nt
Organism: Effrenium voratum
Lineage: Eukaryota; Dinophyceae; Suessiales; Symbiodiniaceae
Source: the annotation of a GenBank genome assembly